CAGGUGUGAGAAUGAGAGGAAAGUUUACAUACUGUAUGUAUCAUGCAGCAAAAGCACAUUCUGUGUUCUCACAUGUGCUAUCCAGAGUUCCCAUCAUUAACAAGCAAAUAAAAAGGGGAAAGUUCAGCAUUGUGCUGCCACAUAAAACAACACCAACAAGAGUUGUCCCAAGCUUUAUACAAAAACCUCCAUAUGCAAUAACGGGAGUGGUAGGACCAAAGCCAGUAGAAAUUGAAAUCAAAAAUGAGGAACAAAUUCAUACUAUGAGAAAUACAUGUCGACUUGCUAGAAAAAUUCUUGAUUCUGCAGGAAAACAGUUAAAGGUUGGAAUGACAACAGAUGAGAUAGAUGAAUUUGUACAUGAGAUGUGUAUAGAUAAUGGAGCUUAUCCAUCUCCACUUCUGUAUAAUAACUAUCCCAAAUCCAUCUGUACCUCGGUCAACAAUGUGGCAUGUCACGGCAUACCAGAUCUCCGGCCACUAGAGGAUGGAGACAUCGUAAAUGUUGAUGUGACGAUCUAUAAAGAUGGCAUGCAUGGCGAUGUCUCCAAAACAUACAUGAUUGGCUCAGUGGAUGAAAAAGCCAGGCAAUUGGUUCAGGUCACUGAACAGUGUCUGCAUGCAGGUAUACAGCAGUGCAGACCAGGACAAAAAAUUAUUGCCAUUGGAACUGCUAUCAGAGAUUUGGCGCAGUCACAUGGGUUUUCCAUUAUUCCAGCAUUCUGCGGACAUGGUAUAGGAUCAGUCUUCCACUCACCACCAGAAAUCAUGCAUAUUCCUUUAGAAGAUUUCGAUUCACAGCACUUGAUAAUGAAGGAGGGGAUGACUUUCACUAUUGAGCCAAUUUUGUCAGAGGGAACCGAUAUGGUGGCCAUUUUGGAGGAUGAUGGAUGGACAGCGGUCUCCGAGGAUGGAAGUCGAUCGGCACAAUUUGAACAUACGAUUCUUGUGACUUCUGACGGAUGUGAAAUAUUAACCGUGUCUGAGGAAGAAUUUCUGUAUGGGAAUAAAAAGAAAAUAAUGUGUGAUACUCUAUAGUGUUCUGAGCAACUAAAGAAGACUUAAUUUUCCAGCAUAGAAUAAUACAACAUUUUAUAAGUCAUGAAAUAAAAUGUGUGUUACUUUUCCACACAAUGUCUUUGACAAAGAAACAAGAUUUUUACAGUGAAAAGUGGAAUUUUAAU
Messenger RNA from Saccostrea echinata, 1183 nucleotides. Its product is annotated as methionine aminopeptidase 1D, mitochondrial-like. The record is from RefSeq and is a predicted model, not a curated record. Gene Ontology annotation, biological process: proteolysis. NCBI's taxonomy places the organism in Eukaryota, Metazoa, Mollusca, Bivalvia, Ostreida, Ostreidae. The transcript is spliced from 7 exons. Gene Ontology annotation, molecular function: metalloaminopeptidase activity. The coding region runs from base 12 to 1037 and encodes 341 amino acids.